Molecule: messenger RNA, 2148 nt
Organism: Neltuma alba
Lineage: Eukaryota; Viridiplantae; Streptophyta; Magnoliopsida; Fabales; Fabaceae
Product: protein PTST homolog 2, chloroplastic-like
Exons: 8
Coding region: 217-1905 (562 amino acids)
Source: RefSeq, a predicted model, not a curated record
GUCUGACGGAGCACGCUGACAGCAAACAAUAUAAAAGGAAAUGAGCUAAGGAAUCCAGCGACAGUGUUGAAAGCGAAGACUGAGUAGUCCCGCGCUUUUCAGUGGGUUUUGUUCGGUGCAUUCAUUUCCUCUCUUUACCCAUUUCUUCUCUCCCGCUUUGUGUCACCUUCAUUCUUGGCCUUCUGCCGGUAAACUGUUCGGCGAAAUGCCUGAACCAUGCAUUCCCUUACUGCUUCUGCUUACUUGCUUCUCCCCCACAAAUCCUUCGCUGGUUUGAACUCUCUGCACUUUCCCUCCAUUUUCUUUGUCGUUGAUUCGAGGGGACGGAGGAGGGCGAUGCAGUUCGCGACUUUGAAUCUUGUGAAGGAGACUGGGUCGCUGCUGGGGUGUUCGGAUUCUUUCAAGAAGGGGAACUGCCAUAAGGGUUUGUAUUGGGGUUACUCUGGGUUCUUGAGGAGGUGCAAAGACUGGGAUUGCGAGGGAGAUUUCUCUCUCGAGGCGGAGAUUUUGGAGUUCAUGAAGAAUUCCAAGAACCCAACGGCGUUUCCAACCAAGAAACAGUUGAUUGAUGCAGGGAGGAUGGAUUUAGUCGAUGCCAUCAUCAAGAAAGGAGGUUGGCUUGCAUUUGGGUGGGAUUUGGGUGAAGAGGCCGAAGAAGUAUCCGGAGAAGUUCAUGUCAAACAUGAGAAUUUGUUGAUAAAGAAUGAAUGUGAUGUUAAACAGGAGAGCAAUAAAAUUGAAGGCGCCGAAAUUUGGGGUUCUGGCCGAGUUUUUCGUCCUGUUACCUAUUCUCAAACAGCUGUAUCGCCUGAUAGAUCAGUAGAAAUUGCUGAGCAGUCUGGUAUUGAGGGUAUAUUGAAUCGACUGGAGAAAGAGAGAAAUGGUAUUUUAGGACUUGGGUUCAGACCCAAAGAAGAUAAUGUUUCUUCAUCUGGACAAAGUGAGGAUAAGGACGAAAGUCAUCGUAGAUCUACUAUAAAUUCAUUUGCUUUUCUACUAUAUCUAAAGGUAGCAGCUGACCUUGACAAAAGCGCUAAACCUGCCCGAAGAAGCUCAAACGGCAGUCCUCAUGGUGGUUUCCCAAGCAAACUUGGUGAGCACAGAUCUCUAACUGGUAAUCAUGAUUUAAGAAACGCACUUAAACCAGAUAUGUGGAGAAGUUGGGUUAUUAAGAGAAAUGGUUCCUCAUUUGAAAAUUUUGAAGAUGCUGAAAUUGCACCUAGUGGAACUGGUCUAGGAGCUGGGGUCGAUGUUUCAGGAAAUGAUGUCUUUGAAACAAGACAGCUAGCUGCUACACCUAUAAAUAGAGAGGCAGACUCAAGUCCUCCUGGUGGGAAGGCAAAUUACAAGGAAAUAAAAAGCCGCAUCCAGCAGCUUGAGUCAGAGUUAUCUUCUGUACUUCAGUCAUUGAGGUCUGGUGUGGAUGAAGUUGGAAUACAGACGGGCCCGGAAAGCUCUUCUGAUGAUCUACAUAAGCUUUCUGAUGCCUGGGAAUUCCAGGAAAAUGAGAUCUUGAGAGCUAAGGAUAGACUGCGCUCAAUUCGUGCUAAAUUGGCUGUGUUAGAAGGAAAGAUGACACUGGCAAUAAUGGAUGCAGAUAAGAUAAUUGAAGAGAAGCAGAAGAAGAUUGAUAAUGCUUGUAGAGCUUUAAGAUUUCUUAAGACCACUUGUGUGGUUUGGCCUAAUGCUGCCUCAGAAGUACUUUUGGCAGGAUCGUUUGAUGGUUGGUCCUCCAAGAGAAAGAUGGAGAAGUCAAAUUCUGGUGUCUUUUCUGCGUAUCUACAGUUGUAUCCAGGAAAAUACGAGAUUAAGUUCAUUGUUGAUGGCGAAUGGAAAAUUGAUCCCUUGCGUCCUGUUGUUCAUAAUAACGGCUACGAGAAUAAUCUCCUUAUCAUUCAGGAAUAAUGAUUCUUUUAAGUGAGCAUGAGGCUAUAUUUCUUUAAUAGACAACUGAUUAGAUGCACUAGGCUAGUCUUCCAUUGAUUUUCAUUUGAUUGACUCAUGUAAAUAGUAGCGAGCAGCUCAUUGAUUCUUUUAACUUGGAGGUUAUUUGUUGCCGACUCAAGUUGAGUGUAACGCUUCGAGAAGCCAAUUUUUGACUAAUAAGCUGAACUCCUUCAAUAAUUUGGAGUUAAAGGCAUUUGCGCA